This is a messenger RNA of Pyrenophora tritici-repentis Pt-1C-BFP, 2334 nucleotides long. The record is from RefSeq and is a predicted model, not a curated record. Lineage: Eukaryota; Fungi; Ascomycota; Dothideomycetes; Pleosporales; Pleosporaceae.
AUGCUGGCUCGUCAGCUGUCGCAGGCUUCGUCAUGGCACAGAGCUGGUCUGUCCUGCUCUGUCCGAAGCCAUGUCCAGCCGCUCCAAUUCCGCUCGUUUCGCGCCACUUCUGCUGUGUGGAAGCGGUUUCCGGCACCUAGAAAAGUAAAAGGUCGUGACAGGAGCAGCGCAGCCAAGGCGGAGGAGAACAAAGACGGCGAUGAGGCUGUACAAGGCGAGGCAGAGGAAGAUGAGGGCUCGGUUCAACAGUCAUUGAAAGAUGCAAUGCUUGCCAACAAGAGGGCACUGAAGAGGAUCAAGCAGCAGGAGCGAGAGGCGCUCGAUAUAAGCACUCUGUAUCCAGACCAUCUCAAAUUCGAGCCUGUACAAGUUGAAAAGCCGCCGGUGGCCAUGUUGUCGUACGGUCUUGACCGCGUGCUGUUCAACCCCGGUGUAUACCGUCUGCAAGAUCCACGCUCACGAGUCUACAACUUCGACCCGUAUUUAGAGAAAAUCAUGCCGGCCAACGAGUUCGACUUUGAAGCCCUCAGCGAAUACAAGACGUCGUCCAAAGACGAAGACUUGCUUGCCUUGAACAAGCGCAUCGGCACAAAAUUCACAGGCUCCACGUCGAGCAUGUCAAGUGCGUUGCAACACUUUCAUUACUUGCUCUCAAACUUCCGCAAACUCAACCACAACAUGCUCUCUCGCCAGUUCCCGGACCCUUCGCCCAGGUUCUCAAAAACCACUCUCGGCCCCAGCGCCGUCUUCUUGCGACUCAAGGAUGGCGUCUACGCAAUAGAUGCUGACAAGUCUUUUGACACGCCCAACAUCAUGAGUUGGCUUGGACACUCGCUGGAGAAGCUCCUGACGACAGAACGCACCGAAUUCGAGCGCUUCCGCAGAUCGAGCCCCGAUAAGGCACCCGUCGAAGAAAAUGCUGGACGUUGCUAUCAUUAUUCAAGACAGGGCAACAUGAUGAUGCGCUCGCAGUUGGACGCGGUUGAUCCACGACUUCCCGGGACCGGAGUCUUCGAUUUGAAAACAAGAGCCGUUGUCUCGAUCCGUAUGAAUCACAAGGAUUACGAAGAAGGCUCUGGCUACCAACUACGCCACGCCCUAGGCGAGUGGGAGUCAUUCGAGCGCGAAUUCUACGACAUGACGCGCUCGACUAUGCUAAAGUAUUCGCUUCAGGUUCGUAUGGGUCGAAUGGACGGCAUCUUCCUUGCCUAUCACAACAUUGCACGCAUUUUCGGGUUUCAAUAUUUGAGUCUAUCCGACAUGGAUGCCGUUCUCCAUGGCCAGCACGACACAUGCUUGGGUGACCAGGAGUUCAAACUCUCUCUCGGUCUGCUCGACGAAAUCCUCACCAAGGCUACUACUAGGUUCCCGGAUACUUCCCUACGCCUGCACUUUGAGGCGCGUGAGGCUAAAACCAGCUUCAUGUACAUCUUCGUUGAGCCCGUCACGGAAGAGCAAGCAGACGAGAUUCAGGAAGCAGGGGAGGCUGCCCAGCAAGAAUUUGCAAGGAGCGUGAUCGGUCUGGAGAAUGAUAACCCUGCAACACAAGCCAGUUGGCAGGAAGUUCAGGAUGGCGUCGAUGAGGAAAUCGAUUCAGACCAAAACAAUAUCCCGGGACUGGAGAGCGAGACCGAGGUCCCAGUGCAAGAAGAAAAGCCUCUGACCAAUGUAGAAGACGCCACCGCAGAUGAUGCGGAAGAGACGGCGACCAGCGCGGAGGGUCUAGCGGAUCCUGUUGUGGCCUCCAGCGAGCCGUUAUUGGGAUGGACAUUGACUGUCCGCAGUGUGGUCAAUGGAGGGUACGUAGAGAGGCCAGAGAAUUUCAGAGAAGAAGAUGAGUGGAAGAUUGAGUACCACAUGAAGGAGAUACCGGAGACGAGAUGCCGGCCGUUGUAUAACGCGCUAAAGGAGCGGCGGCGUCAGCUUGUUGGGCUAAGAGACGAAGAGGCAGACAAGAGUCUCCAACAUUAUCGCGAUAUGAUCAGGCGCUUCAGUGAACGCGGGCGGGUAUGGAGGGCGGAGCAAGACAAACUUGACGAAGGCAAGGUCCCACUGCUGUUCCGACCGCUUGGACCCGGCUCGGGUGUUGCUCAGCCAUAUGAUGAGGUUAUUAACGAGGUAGAGGGUUUGGAGGAGGAGGAGGAAUCAGCUCAGGAUGAAGUGGCCGGCCAAGAUGGGGAGUCAGCAGAAGAGCUCACUCACGAGGAAGAGUCGGCUCUGGAAGAAGGCUCUAAAGAGGGAGAGCCCUAUAGUGAAGAGACGCAACCCAAUGAGUCGCUCAGCAAAGAAAAGAAAGAGCAAGUUCUAGAAGGUAUGCCGUCGGCUCCGUCAUGA